Gadus morhua (Atlantic cod) is the source of this 2445-nucleotide messenger RNA. It is a transcript of the gene cybb, whose product is annotated as cytochrome b-245, beta polypeptide (chronic granulomatous disease). Gene Ontology annotation, biological process: defense response; superoxide anion generation. The record is from RefSeq and is a predicted model, not a curated record. NCBI's taxonomy places the organism in Eukaryota, Metazoa, Chordata, Actinopteri, Gadiformes, Gadidae. The coding region runs from base 169 to 1866 and encodes 565 amino acids. The transcript is spliced from 13 exons. Gene Ontology annotation, cellular component: NADPH oxidase complex; plasma membrane. Gene Ontology annotation, molecular function: superoxide-generating NAD(P)H oxidase activity.
CCUUCUUUGCUCCUUUCCUUGCUUCCUCUUUUCUACCCCUCCCGACCACCCAAACGCUCCUCCAGCCAGUCCGACAUCCCCAGAUACUCACAACACACGCACAUCACAGACCCACACACACUCCCCCACAACACAGACCGACACACACACUCACACACACCAGAGACGAUGGGGAACUUUGCCGCCAACGAGGGACUGUCCAUCUUUGUCAUCCUGGUGUGGCUUGGGAUAAAUGCCUUCCUCUUCGUGCAAUUCUACCUGGUGUUUCUCACCGAUAAAUGGUUCUACACUAGAGCUAUACUCGGGGAUGCCCUCUCCUGGGCCAGGGCUCCAGCGGCCUGCCUCAACUUCAACUGCAUGCUGAUCCUGCUCCCUGUGUGCCGGAACCUUCUGUCCAUGCUGAGAGGAACCAUCCAGUGUUGCAGCAGAACGGCCGCCCGACAGCUGGACCGCAACAUCACGUUUCACAAGCUGGUCGCCUACAUGAUCGCUGUUCACACCGCGGUCCACAUCCUCGCCCACCUCUUUAACUUCGAGCGCUUCAUGGACGGGCAACUGAACCGCGACGCGCACCUGAUCACCUUCGUGCUGUCGGAUAUCGGGAACCGCGGCAACGCGUCCUACCUCAACCCCAUCCGCACCAACGAGACGAACCCGACCAUCAUCAUGUUCACCACCAUCGCCGGGGUUACGGGCGUGGUCAUUACGCUAGCGCUCAUCCUCAUCAUCACCUCCUCGAUGGAGGUCAUCCGCCGGUCGUACUUCGAGGUCUUCUGGUUCACCCACCACCUCUUCGUCAUCUUCUUCAUUGGACUGGUGUUCCAUGGCUUCGGACGGAUAGUGCGUGGCCAAACGGCGGCAAGUCUGAGGGCUCACAAUCCGUUGGAGUGUGUGGACAAGUUUGAGACAUGGGGGAAGAAUGGAUCCAACUGCCCAGAACCGGAAUUCGCCGGAAAUCCGCCAAUGACCUGGAAGUGGGUGGUUGGCCCCAUGAUUCUGUACGUGUGUGAGCGGCUGGUCCGCCUCUAUCGCUACCAGCAGAAGGUGGUCAUCACCAAGGUGGUGAUGCACCCCUCCAAGACCCUCGAACUGCGAAUGAAACGGAAGGGCUUCCACAUGGAGGCGGGUCAGUACGUCUUCAUCCAGUGCCCCUCCAUCUCAGCCCUGGAGUGGCACCCCUUCACCCUGACCUCGGCGCCGGAGGAGGACCACUUCAGCGCCCACAUCCGCAUCGUCGGCGACUGGACCGAGAAGCUGUACCUGGCCUGUGGCGGGGACAAGAGCGAGAGCCAGGACGCAUGGAUGCUGCCCAGGCUGGCCAUCGACGGGCCCUUCGGGACGGCCAGUGAGGACGUGUUCCGCUACGAGGUGGUGGUCCUGGUGGGGGCCGGCAUCGGGGUCACGCCCUUUGCCUCCGUCCUCAAGUCUGUCUGGUACCAAACCUCCCAGGGACAGGAGGACGUGUUCACCAAGAAGAUCUACUUCUACUGGCUGUGCCCAGAGACCCAGGCCUUUGAGUGGUUUGCUGACCUUCUUCAAUCCCUGGAGGGCCAGAUGACAGAGAAAGGCCUGGCCGACUUCCUGAACUACAACAUCUACCUCACCCGCUGGAAGGAAAACGAGGCCGCCCACUUCCGGGUCCACCACGAGGCGGAGAAUGACCCAAUCACGGGGCUGAAGCAGAAGACCCUCUACGGCAAGCCCAACUGGGACAACGAGUUCACCAACAUCGGUGCAAAGCAUCCUGGGACCAAAGUGGGCGUGUUCCUGUGUGGCCCCACCGUGCUGGGGAAGGCCCUGGCCCGACAGUGUCUGUCCCACUCCGAGGGAGGCGUGGAGUUCAUCUUCAACAAGGAGAACUUCUAACUUGGCAAAACCGAUCAAAAUGGCGACAAGAACGAACGACUCAUCGAAUGAAAUACAUCUCUCUCCUCAACUGAUGUAAAUUAGUUUGUACCUCGACAUUUCUUAACUACUUCCUGCUGUCUCCUUCAGAAGCGUAACAUCAGCUGACAUGACGCACGUCACCGCAACAGCUGACGCUUCUGAAGAACAAUGCAUGAAGUGGUCGAACACAUGACAAAGUACAAACUAAUGAAUACAAGUCUGUUUACUUGAACAUAGAAGUUAACCUAUCAAGUUAGACUAAAUUAAUUGAUACUUUAAGUGCUGUCGUCUGUUCUUCAUUUAGUGAAUAUAUAGCGUCUGGUUCAUUUAGUAACAUCAUGAUAGCAGAAUCAACCGACCGUGCUACAUCAGCGGCAGCAAUCUUUGAUUGUUGUUGAGGUUCAAAAUGUAUUCCGUCCCUUAAAUUAGUUAAACACUUGUGAUUGGUCGGCCUAUCUCGUACCGAGAGCCAGACCUUAUCUGCCGGUUCCCAGUCUUAUCCGGAUCAAUCUGCUCAUUAAAAUUAAAAUAUAAGGGCUUUGUUCCUUUGAGCAUUAA